This is a messenger RNA of Scomber japonicus (chub mackerel), 4284 nucleotides long. It is a transcript of the gene ncoa5, whose product is annotated as nuclear receptor coactivator 5. The record is from RefSeq and is a predicted model, not a curated record. Gene Ontology annotation, biological process: regulation of signal transduction. Gene Ontology annotation, molecular function: RNA binding. The coding region runs from base 305 to 3610 and encodes 1101 amino acids. Gene Ontology annotation, cellular component: nucleoplasm. The transcript has 20 exons. NCBI's taxonomy places the organism in Eukaryota, Metazoa, Chordata, Actinopteri, Scombriformes, Scombridae.
GCAUUAAUGAAUAACAUAUUUUAAACAUAAGGUCUCAGAAGACUUUUCAUAUUUACUAUAUUUGAUAAUGAAUUGUCACAGCAUUUGAGUUUGCAUUGACUAAACUUUGAUUUGAGUUUUGAUAUGCAGCUUUUGCUCCACUAAAACUUUUUAUCCAUCCAAGGAAUUUUAUCUCUUCUAUUAACUCACUGAUGUUUCAGGAACGUGGACGGCCAUAUAAAGACUCUUAGAAGCAAACAAAACAAACUUUUUCAAGCGCUUGAGACGUACGAAGAAAGAAACAAAUAAACCUCGGGAUUGAGUCAUGUCUCGCCGAAGAAGCCGCAGCGCAUCGCCAGGGCGAUUUGCACGCUCCUGCAGCAGUAAUGAUCCCAGAGAUUUGGAGAGGAGGAUUUUUGUUGGGAAUUUGCCGACCUCCGACAUGGAAAAGAAGGAUUUGGAAGACAUGUUCAACCCAUACGGAAAGAUAGUGGGCGUAUCCAUGUUUCGCGGGUUUGGAUUUGUACAAUUUGAGCGCAUUGAGGAAGCCGAAGCAGCAAAGGCGGCCCAAAAGGGUCGAAUAUAUAAAGGUUAUAAAAUAGAUGUAAAUAUGGCAGUGGAGCGACGACAAGCUAAACCUCAAAUCCAGCAGAGCCCUCCACGAAGGGCCCCCUACAGCAGUUAUGGGGACACCAAAGAGGCCCGGCCUCGGUCCCGUUCACCCGUGUAUGGGCGUGACGGGGGGCGUGAUGGGCGUGAAGGACGUGAGCCCCGGGACAGUCGGGAUGGGAGGGCCCCAAGUAGAGAGCCUAGGCCAGGUAGCCACUCUCGUGAUCCUGAUUACCGUUACCGUAGCUCAGAGAGUAGAGACAAGGACCUCCGAAGUGACCCACGGGAUUCUGCAUACAGCAGAGAAGACUAUGACCGAUUGUUCCGCAGUGGAAGUGGUGCUGAUGACUAUUAUCGGAGGAAGGAAGAAACCUACAGGGACCCGUUCAGAGAUCCAUGGAAUGGACGACGUGAACCAGAAGCUAUGUCAGAUGAACGUGCCCGACCAGAAGAGCGUCGACGUAAUGAGUUGUAUCGACAGUACUAUGAAGAACUCCAGCGGCGCUACGACUCUGACCGUCCUGUUGACUGCUCUGUGAUCGUCGUCAACAAGACGCAGAAUCGGGAGUAUGCUGAGACAGUCGGGCGGAAAGUCCGUGAUUUGGGAAUGGUGGUGGACCUGAUCUUCCUCAACACAGAAGUGUCACUAACCCAGGCACUGGAAGAUGUAGGCCGAGCCCGCACUCCUUUUGCAAUCAUAAUUACCCAGCAGCACCAGGUUCACCGAUCCUGUACGGUCAACAUCUUGUUCGGCACACCUCAAGAGCAUCGAAACAUGCCAAUGCAGGAUGCCAUGAUGCUAGUUGCCCACAACUAUGACACCUACAAAGUUGAAAACCGUGAAAAAGAACGUGAGGAGAUUGCCAGGAAAGCUGCCAAGAUGGCGGAUGAUGUGUUACUCCGGGAGCCCGACAGAGAAAGCAACCCAGUGUCUGUGCUCACUGCCAUCACACUGCUGUCUGAAAAUAGAUUUGUAACUCCAGAGGAACUGGACAGUCUUGUUGCAUACCUGAAGGACAAAAGAGCACGGCUGUUAAGAAGCACUGCAGACCCUCAUGCAGGUAAGAAACGCGUUGUAAAUAAUGUGGACAAAGAAUCCAGGGCAUCCAGGUUCAAGUUAAGCAGUAAUGAUCCCAGAGAUUUGGAGAGGAGGAUUUUUGUUGGGAAUUUGCCGACCUCCGACAUGGAAAAGAAGGAUUUGGAAGACAUGUUCAACCCAUACGGAAAGAUAGUGGGCGUAUCCAUGUUUCGCGGGUUUGGAUUUGUACAAUUUGAGCGCAUUGAUGAAGCCGAAGCAGCAAAGGCGGCCCAAAAGGGUCGAAUAUAUAAAGGUUAUAAAAUAGAUGUAAAUAUGGCAGUGGAGCGACGACAAGCUAAACCGCAAACCCAGCAGAGCCCUCCACGAAGGGCCCCCUACAGCAGUUAUGGGGACACCAAAGAGGCCCGACCUCGGUCCCGUUCACCCGUGUAUGGGCGUGACGGGGGACGCGAUGGGCGUGAAGGACGUGAUGUGCGUGAUGGGCGUGAUGGACGUGAAGGACGUGAAGGACGUGAGCCCCGGGGCAGCCGUGAUGGGAGGGCCUCAAGUAGAGAGCCUAGGCCAGGCAGCCACUCUCGUGAUCCUGAUUACCGUUACCGUAGUUCAGAGAGUAGAGACAAGGACCUCCGAAGUGACCCACGGGAUUCUGCAUACAGCAGAGAAGACUAUGACCGAUUGUUCCGCAGUGGAAGUGGUGCUGAUGACUAUUAUCGGAGGAAGGAAGAAACCUACAGGGAGCCAUUCAGAGAUCCAUGGAAUGGACGACGUGAGCCAGAAGCAGAUGAACGUGCUCGACCAGCAGAGCGUCGACGUAAUGAGUUGUAUCGACAGUAUUAUGAAGAACUCCAGCGGCGCUACGACUCUGACCGUCCUGUUGACUGCUCUGUGAUCGUCGUCAACAAGACGCAGAAUAGGGAGUAUGCUGAGACAGUCGGGCGGAAAGUCCGUGAUUUGGGAAUGGUGGUGGACCUGAUCUUCCUCAACACAGAAGUGUCACUAACCCAGGCACUGGAAGAUGUAGGCCGAGCCCGCACUCCGUUUGCAAUCAUAAUUACCCAGCAGCACCAGGUUCACCGAUCCUGUACGGUCAACAUCUUGUUCGGCACACCUCAAGAGCAUCGAAACAUGCCAAUGCAGGAUGCCAUGAUGCUAGUUGCCCACAACUAUGACACCUACAAAGUUGAAAACCGUGAAAAAGAACGUGAGGAGAUUGUCAGGAAGGCUGCCAAGAUGGCGGAUGAUGUGUUACUCCGGGAGCCCGACAGAGAAAGCCACCCAGUGUCUGUGCUCACUGCCAUCACACUGCUGUCUGAAAACAGAUUUGUAACUCCAGAGGAACUGGACAGUCUUGUUGCAUACCUGAAGGACAAAAGAGCACGGCUGUUAAGAAGCACUGCAGACCCUCAUGCAGCUUCAGUCCAUGCUGCACCUUCUGCAGCAUCACAUCAUGACAUCCCGCACUCGGCUGCAGGACUUCCUCCAUCCCACUCUGUUCACACACCGUCACAGUCCAGCCACCUUGGCAUAUCAGCUGGUCCAAGUCCCUCAGCUAACCCCAGCAACCAGCAGGAGCUGCAGGCUAAGAUCCUCAGCCUGUUCAACAGCGGUACUGGAGUGUCAGGAGCUGCUGGAGGUCCACUCUCUGCUGCCUCCUCACAGUCCCAGAUCUACGGUUCCCUUGGCCCUUCCUCUUCCCAGAGCCAAACCCGUCCACCCAUGCCAGGCCCUCCUCCAGCUGGAUCCCAGGGUUAUGGCCCAUCAGGCCACAUGCCAGUCGCACCAGGUGGUCCGAGGCCUCCCAGCGCUGCUUCGGGUAUCAAUUUUGACAACCCGAGCGUCCAGAAAGCUCUGGACACUCUCAUUCAGAGUGGACCAUCUCUCAACCACCUGGUGGGCAGUGGGACCUCUCAACCUCCACCACCCAGGUCGGCACCCAGCAUGGGCCAGGUCCCACCCAUGUCUAUGUAUCCCCGACAUUAUUGACGAGUUGUAGUGAAUGACUCACCUCUCCCUCUGAUACAAGUAGACACCACAUCAAUUUUCUGUGCAGUGAAUUUACCAGCUGUGUAUAGGUAGUCUCUAGGGAUGUUUUGUAAAAGCUUUUAAUCUUCUUUUUUUAAUUUUAUUUUGGAUAUUGAUUAAUUGGUUGCACGGCCCUGUAUUUUCAAUUGCUAUGAGCCAGAAAAUUAUUGUUCAGUCUUCUUGUUUGUGAGUGAAUUCAUGAGGCAAUGUUGCAUGUGUACAUUGUUUUGUUGCAAAUUGAACUCCUUAGUUCUUUUCCAACCAUGGUCUGUUGUGUUGUAUAGUUUUGCACGGUGUCUUUUUUUAAUUUAGAACAUUUUUAUUGUCAAAAAAAGACAUGAUUAAAAACUCCAGACACAAUUGCUGUAAUAAAAUGGUAUUGGUUUAUUGCAUUUUGUGCUGACAAAUCUAUAAAAUGGAACGGGUAUCGCCAGAAGCCAUAGAGAUAUAAGCAUUUGAAAUGUAAGAUAAAACUACUUUUUCCUCUUUUUAAUGUACCAUGAAACACAAUAGAGAAUAAUACGUUUUUUUGUUUUUUUUUUAAAUUUUAGAAUAUUUAACUUACACUGACACAAAAAAUAAACACCUCCACACUAACUGUAUUUGAUUUAUUUACACGUAGACCCCUCCCACCC